AUGCCCAACCGAACCACCGUGACCGUCUUCCUCCUGGUUGGGUUCUCCGAUGUGUGGGAGCUGCAGAUUUUGCACUUUGUGGUGUUUCUAGUGAUUUACCUGGCUGCUCUGGUGGGGAACCUUCUCAUCAUCUCAGCCAUAGCUCUUGACCGCCAUCUACACACCCCCAUGUACUUCUUUUUGGUGAAUCUGGCCAUCCUAGACCUUGGCUCACUCUCUGUCACCAUCCCCAAAUCCAUGGCCAACUCACUCAUGCACACCAGGUCAAUUUCUUUUCCUGCCUGUGUCACCCAAGUCUUUCUCUUUUUUGUCUUUGCUACGACUGAUUUUGCCUUGCUCACUGUCAUGGCGUACGACCGAUAUGUCGCCAUCUGCAACCCGCUGCACUACGAGAGAGUGAUGAACAGGGGAGCUUGUGUCUACAUGGCCACCAGCGCCUGGAUUUCUGGCUUUGUGUACUCUGCCCUGCACACCGGGAACACCUUCCGGUUACCCUUCUGCCAGUCCAAUGUCAUCAACCAGUUCUUUUGUGAAAUCCCCCAGCUCCUAAAGUUGGCCUGCUCCGACUCCAACCUCAUUGAAGUUGGUCUUUUUGCCAUUGGUGCAAUUUUGGCUUCAAGCUGUUUUAUUUUCAUCAUUGUGUCAUACGUUCAGAUCUUCAAAGCGGUGCUGAGAAUCCCCUCAAAGCUUGGCCGUCAUAAAGCCUUCUCCACCUGCCUCCCUCACCUCAUUGUGGUCUCUCUGUUAAUUUGCACUAGCUUCUUUGAGUAUCUGAAGCCCACCUCCGGCUCAAGAUCAGGUCUAGACCUCACAGUAUCUGUUCUCUAUUCCUUGGUGCCUCCCAUGAUGAAUCCGGUCAUCUACAGCAUGAGGAACAAGGAGCUCAAAGCGGCACUGAAGAAACUGACUGUGGGGAGGUUAGUCUCCAGGACCUAG
Molecule: messenger RNA, 936 nt
Organism: Pelodiscus sinensis (Chinese soft-shelled turtle)
Lineage: Eukaryota; Metazoa; Chordata; Testudines; Trionychidae
Product: olfactory receptor 14A16-like
Biological process (GO): G protein-coupled receptor signaling pathway
Cellular component (GO): membrane
Molecular function (GO): olfactory receptor activity; G protein-coupled receptor activity
Source: RefSeq, a predicted model, not a curated record